Messenger RNA from Trichomonas vaginalis G3, 456 nucleotides. Its product is annotated as RNA polymerase II transcription regulator recruiting protein. The transcript has a single exon. Gene Ontology annotation, biological process: regulation of DNA-templated transcription. The record is from RefSeq and is a predicted model, not a curated record. Gene Ontology annotation, cellular component: nucleus. Lineage: Eukaryota; Parabasalia; Trichomonadida; Trichomonadidae. Gene Ontology annotation, molecular function: DNA-binding transcription factor activity, RNA polymerase II-specific; RNA polymerase II cis-regulatory region sequence-specific DNA binding. Bases 1 to 456 code for a protein of 151 amino acids.
AUGGUAACCAACCGCGGUUCCCGUUUGGAAUGCCAUACAUUGAAUGUUCCAGGCCGUAAUGGAAGACAGUGCAGAGAAAGAUGGCUUUCGGUUCUUGCUCCAGAUUUAUGUAAAGAUGAAUGGGAUGAAGAAGAAGAUAAAAUUCUUCUUGAUAUGCAAAAGAAAAUUGGAAACCAUUGGUCUCUGAUAUCUACUUAUCUAAGUGGUAGAACACCAAUCAUGGUCAAAAACAGAUUCAGAUUAUUGAUUAGAAGAGAAAGGAAACGUGAAAAGAAAGCAAAGAAAACUGCGAGAAGCACUAUCAACUUAGAUCAUAACGAAUGUAUAUUUGAUACAUCUUUGAAUUUUGAAAAUGUUGAUUUUAUUCAAAUUACAGAUGAUUUUGAUCCAUUAAUUACAUACAACCAAAUUAAUGAUGAUUUAUUUGAUAACUUUGCUGCUUCUGAUGAUAUUUGA